Messenger RNA from Prunus mume (Japanese apricot), 602 nucleotides. Lineage: Eukaryota; Viridiplantae; Streptophyta; Magnoliopsida; Rosales; Rosaceae. The record is from RefSeq and is a predicted model, not a curated record.
UUGGACUGUCUUAUAGCCUCAUGUAGUAAAGCUGCUUGUGCAUCUUCUUCUGCUUCUUGCGUGGUUCAAUUCAAUUUCAAAGGGAUUAAAUUCCAAGACAUUUCUUCUCAGAACACAACCCAUUAAAUUAAAGCAUGUUUGAUUAGAAUUAGAUAGAAAGUUUUGGUUGGCAAACAAUGGCAACAGCUGUGCUAGUCCCCUGUCUUAACUCUGCUUCCUUCUUCAACAACAAUGGACAAUCAAGAAAUCGCUGCUGUGCAUCAAUUCAGCCAUCCAAGGCCAGCUCUUACUCCAAACGUUUCAGAGUCAGAGCCCUGAAAGAGAAAACAGAGGAGGAAAUCAAAAACCCAUCAUCUGCUGAUUCAGCUGAGGAGAUUACUAAGAAGUAUGGCCUCGAGGCUGGUCUCUGGAAGAUAUUCAGUUCAAAAGAGGAAGGAAAGGAAGGUGUGGAAAAGAAGUCCAAGGGAGAUGAUGCCAAGCAACUGCUAGCGAAGUAUGGAGGGGCAUACUUGGCCACCUCCAUCGCUCUCUCCAUAAUCUCAUUUUCGUUAUGUUAUGCACUCGUCAGUGCCGGGAUUGAUGUCCAAGCUUUGCUGCAAAAG